AGUCGUUGCGAUUUAUACAUUAACGAAUAGAAAUGUUCUGGUAGAGUUGAUGUGUGGUAGUUGUGCGAUUAAAUUUUGAUAGAAAUGUAAAUGUGUCAUAUAAUAAGUACGAAUUUAAGCUAAGUCCUGUACUCGAUUGUCAACAAAGUUGAGAACCUCUAGCAUCAAAUUUUUUAUCUACGAAAAUGACUGUAGCGACAUCUGUGCUUAACAUUUGUAACUAGACCUUAACGUUAGGGAGUUUAGAUGAUUAGAUGAUGAUGAAAAGUAUAGGGAUCUGUGCGUUCAGUCUUCGGUACGGUCACAGACACAGCAGUAAUAGGGUUAUGCGACCACACUAGCGAUUCGCAUAUAUAGAGACUGUUGUAGCUCUGCUGCUGGAACGUCAGUCGCAUUGGGGCCUUUGAUCGUGGGUGUACGAGUUUUUACCAGAUAACGUGUUUUCUCCCGUCGAGUGUGGGUGUGCAUGAAUCUCAACAGUUUUUCCACGAUCUAAAUGCCGUGAUGGACGAGGCUUCGACGAACGAUCCUGGCGGUGGAGAAGCCUCAGGACCACUCAUCUGCGCCGGCUGUCUCAAUGCCAUCGAAGAGGAUGAAUUUAUCCAAGCCCUCAACCAGGAAUGGCACAUCGACUGUUUUCAAUGUUCAGCGUGUGACGCGGCAUUGUCAUCUUGGUACUUUGAAAAAGAUGGAUUGUUGUUUUGCAAGGAUGAUUAUUGGGCAGCUUACGGAGAAGCUUGCCAAGGCUGUGGCCAAGUCAUCACCGGGCCAGUUAUGCUGGCGGGAGAACACAAAUUUCAUCCAGAAUGUUUUGCCUGUAAUUCAUGCGGUGCUUUCAUCGGUGACGGCGAGAGUUACGCUCUUGUUGAGAGAUCAAAACUUUACUGUGGCAAUUGUUACAAACGUCAGAUGCAACCGCUCAAGAGAACAGCGAAUUAUCCGUUUCUGCGCAAACCUCACAGCAUCAGACUCGUCGAAAUUCCACCAAGUACUAAGGAUGCUGAGAAAAUGAGAAACAUAAAAUUAACGGUCGAUGCGACACCAAGUCCACGCAAUUGCGGAUGCGCUUUACUUCGCAUUUCCGAGUUAUUGAGAAAUGUACGUGGAAAAAUCAAUAAGCUGGUCUCCUCUGUGAUGGAGGUUCUGUUUAGGCUUUGCUGCCGUUUCUCUAAUCAUAGGCUCAAUAUGUCUGGCGAUCUAAUGUCACUCCACAUAGGCGAUCGAAUUCUCGAGGUCAACGGUACGCCGGUUAAGGAUCAACCGGUCGAGAGCAUCGAAAAUAUAAUACGUUACUCGGACACUGUGCUGCAGCUGACGAUCGAGCACGAUCCCGAUGCUCUGUCACGACGUACGAAUUAUCCAACGACACCAUCGGCGAUAUUAACGACCGCCGUUAGCCCGAGAACGAGCCCCGACAGCAAGGAGAGACUCUUCAAACGUCGUGACGAGGGUUACAUAAGCGGAAAUCGUAGCAGACAAUUGCGAAGAACGAGAGACCCGACGAACAAAGAACGAAGCAGUUCGAUGUCACGAUUGCUCGACGGUUCGCCACCUUCAAGUUCCACAUGCGAUUUGAGUCGCACGAGGUCGUUCCGCGUCGAGCCGAAAAAUCAGCGAAUAUUUCGUGCCAGUGAUCUCGUCAAGGGCGAAUUGUUGGGAAAAGGAUUCUUUGGACAAGUGUACAAAGUUACUCAUCGUGACACAAACGAGAUAAUGGUAUUGAAAGAGUUGUACAGAGUCGACGAGGACGCUCAGAAGAAUUUCCUCAAAGAGGUUGCGGUGUUGCGGUCCCUUCAUCAUAACAACGUGCUCCGUUUCAUCGGUGUAUUGUACAAAGAGAAAAAGCUGCAUUUAGUUACGGAGUAUAUAUCCGGUGGAACACUCCGUGGGUUGUUGCACGAUUGUAACGAGCCGUUGCCCUGGGAGCAGCGAACGUCGUUUGCGAAGGACAUAGCAGCUGGUAUGGCAUAUUUGCACUCGAUGAACAUCAUACACAGGGACCUGAAUUCGCACAAUUGUUUAGUGCGCGAGGACAAGACAGUGGUAGUGGCAGAUUUUGGGUUAGCGCGAAUAAUUCAGAACGGGAAUUCACCGGAGAAGGGAAAAUACGGUAGGCAGGGAGGCGGGGAGGGAAGCGAAGUGAGGUGUUCGAAGAAAGAGCGUAAGAAGCGUUACACUGUGGUGGGAAAUCCUUAUUGGAUGGCGCCAGAAAUGAUGAAGGGAAACAAAUAUGACGAGAAAGUUGACAUAUUCAGUUUCGGGAUUGUAGUUUGCGAGAUAAUCGGUCGAGUCCAAGCGGAUCCGGACUAUUUGCCGCGGUCGUCGGACUUCGGUCUCAACCAGAAAGUAUUCCGUGAAAAAUUCUGCUCCAAUUGCCCCGAAACUUUUUAUAUGAUCGCUUUUCUAUGCUGCGAUUUGAACCCCGACAAACGACCACCGUUCGAAGUCAUGGAAGUCUGGCUCGAAGGCCUCGCGAUGCAUCUCUCGGUCGGAGCGCCCUUGCCGCCCGAUUUGGAUUCUGAUAUCCGACAUUACACGGGCCCCAGUCCAAGCAGCAGCGAAUCCACGACUCCGGAAACUCUCGGGCCUCAAUUGAAACCCAUCAAAGAAGGUUUGGUCCACCAGGAGAAAAAACGAGUCAAUUGCUGCGAGGACAGCACCCUAGAACGCGAGCCCAGCAUCAAGGACUCGAACGAGUUCAAAGUCCCCGAAACCCCCAACGGCCGAGGGCGUUAUUCACGACAAAAUAGCAAACAAAAUGAAAAUCCUUCGACGGGCAGAUUUUCCCGACAAAAUUCACGCUCCAAGGAAAAAAUCGAGCUCGAAAAACCCGGAAUCAUUAUUUCCCCGGAUGUGAGCGGUUUCAGUGGGCGAUAUCUGCGUCAACCGAAAAUCCGCAGCGAGACCAAACUCGAAGAAACUCCUACUCCCAGUGAAUACAAACGAUCUAACGCGAAUCUCGAAGAUUCCAAGAGCUCGAGAACGAAAGUUCAGAGGAUAAACAAACCGGAGGAAAUGGAGACUCCGCUCGUUGAGAAAAUUAAAUACGUUGGCAAUUCCUCGAGUCCGGAGAACUUCGAGACUCCUGCGGAGCCUCAAAAACUCGACAAUAAUUACAUGUACAGAGUAAGCAGUCCGCAAUCUUGUAAAAAGCAGGAAAGUUCCCGAGACGUGAUAACGUCGCCUCUGAAACCCGACAAAUCCUGGAUUUCCCACGAAACGGGAAAUCUCGUUGGUUCGUAUUUCAAGCAGAUAAGUAAGCUGAAGAAUUCCCUUGAAAAGGGAAACAAGUCAUUGACGAGACAGCACAGUUUGAACGUCAACACUCGAGAGACUCGAAAAAAUUCCGUCGAUCUUGGCAAAUGUUCGCCGAGUUCCUAUUUACGAAGGAUGAAAAUAUCCCCGACGAAGGAACAGACGAAAAACGCUUUUUCCCGACCACCGGAAGCCGAUGCGUCUAACAAAUCGCCGGAAAUCGAAGACUCGAAAAAAUCUGUGCGAAGCGGCAGAGAAAUUUUCAAGGACUUCAGACACAACGAUCUCUCCAGACAAGACAGUCUCGCUUCCAGUGUCGGCAGCAUUUUGUCGAGACACUCGAGUCUAACGACCAACGAUACUCUCACGAGAAUCAAGAGAGUCAACGAGGAUCGAGCCUGCAGGCCGAAGGAACGAUCCGACAAGCCCGAUCUCUCGAGGCACGACAGUUUCGACUCGAAUUCGAGUACCCUUAAGAAAACCGACCUCUAUCACACCGACAGUUUUUGCUCGAAUGACAGCACCCUUAAGAAAGAAGAUUUUCCUCUUUUCAAUCGCGAUUUCCAGUCCAUCGAGCCCCACCUCAACGCCAGUGGCGAAAACGACGAAACUUCCUACUCCAGCGAGUAUCCCGACGGCAGCAGAUCCUCUGAAAUUCCAACCAGUCAACGAAACCCCGCGAAACGAACUUUCUCCAGUUUCAGACUUUCCCCAGAGUCCAUCAACGAUUACACUUCCUGCUACAAGGAUCUUUGUCGACAAGACAGCUUCGGCUCCGACAGCGCCGUCGGCACCAUGCGAAGCGACUUUUUCGCCGACAUCGAUCUUGCCAAAUUACGCCUCGAUAACGAAGCUCGCGAUAUUUGCUGCAGCAAAGACCUCUGCAGAACACCUAACCGCGGCGCUUCUCCCAUCGAAAGCACCGCCCUCUAACUUUCAUCUUCGAUAACGAACCUUCUAUUUAAAUAAAAGUGCUCUUAUAGCGCAUUUGUAGGUUUAAGCAUAUUUGUAUAAAUACGAACAAAGAGAACAUUACGAUUGCGGUUUACGACUAAAAGCAGUAAUGGCCACGUCUCGUUUUACUCUGGAAUAGCGAGUGCUUAUUCAACUUGAAAUUCUCCAUCGAAUUUCACCUCGUUACGAAUUUUUAACGCACUUUUUUCCAAACUCAACUCUUUCUCCAAAUUUUUCAAGAAAAUUUCAAGUUAAAUUUCCAAAACUUAAUAAAGUUAUGGAACUUUCGAAAAAGUGAACACUUCAAUUCGUUGGAGGGAAAAAACAUUUUUGACGAAUCCUUUGCAAACGUCAAUAACUCGUUGUUUUGGCGGUUCAUUUAAAAACGUUGAGAAACAUGUUUCUAAAAAGUCGUAAAAAAUUAUUACAAGAAUUCGGUGAAAUUUAGGCUCGUAAACAAUAAUCAAUCACCGCUGAGUUUAUGAGCAAUGAAAUAACAAAAAGCUAUUUCGAAGUAAGGACGAACGACCGUUUCUGUCUAGAAAACUUCGAGGGACCGAAGGGACUGAUGCAAUAACGUACUGACUCCGAGAGAAUAACAUCGCUUUAAGCUUUUUAUAAGGAGACAAAAAAAAACGAAAACUCGAGUUUUCAUCUGUAUACAUUGAUUAUUGCGACGUCAAGAGUUCACAUUUCCUUUAAUCUCAGAAACUAACGAAUCUGCUUCACUGAACUUCGGUUCUGCGCCCUCGAAAUCCUCGUUUAUUCGAUCGUACGUAAUUAUAAAUAUUCUUGCACUCUGCGAAGAUAGAAAGCGGAAAUGGGCAUGAUUCGAGUGAAAAAAAACUGAUCGGGAAUUGCAAAAUUUCAAAACAAUUUUAAGUCGAUUUUUGUCAUUCUUUGGGCUGUAAAACAAUUUCCCGCAAGUUUUUUUACCCCGAAAAUGUUCAUUUUCGUUGAAAAAAGACAAAAAGUCAUAAAAACGGUAUUAACGCGCGAUAUUCCUUGCCGAUGGGACAGAUGCAUUCCUAAAAUAAUCUUGCCGUUCACACGAGCUCCAUUUAAGAGUGAAUUGAUUCAUUGAAUUUCGAACGAAAACAUUCCAUCCUAAAAAGACUUUGGUUUCGAUGUAUCGAAGAUAUUAAAAUAGAUAAAAAGUCUAGAAUUUUGGUAAAAAAAGGGAAACAAAAAAAAAGAGAAAACUACAUAGUGAAAAAUAGGAAAGAGAGAAUAAUUGAAAAGGAGUGAGAACGAUUUGUACAAUUGUAACGUUUAGGGGAAAAACGAAAAAAAAAAACAAAACAAAACAAUUAGAUGUUUUUGUAACUCAAUUUUAUUUCGUAUUUUGUACACGAGAUAUUUUAAACUCGAAAAAAAGUGAAUAGGUGAAUGAAAAAAAGAUUAGAAUUACGAUUGGAAGUAAUCGAGUACGUAUGCAGGUCCACGAAAAACUUGGGUCGAUCAUUUUUCUUGUUGUUCUUCUCCAGACACUCGUCACCGAGUCUCACGAGGCCUAAUUUGACUAAAUGCUAAUCAUCGUUCCUUGCCACGGGCUAAAAUUUUCAAUAAACACACAAAUAUACGAAGGUAAAUUAUUGAUAUUUGACGAAGAUUCGAUGAGGAGGAAAUAAAAAUGAUGCCAAUGUAGAAAGGACCUGCGUAGGUUAUCGCAAUUUGUACAUAAUUAUUUGUACAUAAUUUACCGGAACUCGUCAUUUUCAAAACACUCGUUGUCUCGUUUGUUUUUUUUUUGUUUAUCAUUGCAACUCUCAUUAGCUGCUCGAACGAAAGAACAAGCGAACGAACGAAUGAGAUGAAAGUUUAUUAAAAGAAGAAACAAUUCCGUCGUACGUUCUCUCGUAGCUUUGUUUACGCUUAUUAAUGUAAAACUAAUUGUUUUUCUCCUUUAUUUCCUUUUCUUCAACGUCCCUGGACAGAAGAGAUUGAGGAGCGAAUUGUUAUCGAUCGGGACGAAAAAAUCACUGAUCGGAAUGAAGCUCACGGUUUCCCACGAUCGAAAUAUUCCCGGAUGUGAAUUUCCUCCCAAUCCAAAUCUGCGGCGCGCAGACUCAAACGAUGAAUCUAACGAUAGCUGAACGGAGACACAAUCAAAACGAGGUAAACCUUGGGCACGAAAUGAGCCAAGUUUACUGAGCCAAUUUCGUGCCCAUUGACUUCCUUAUCAAAAUUCCAAGCAGGACUAUUUGUUCGAGAUCUUUUUUUCGAUCAGAUUUACCGUGCACUCAAUUUUCUGAGGAGCUGUACUUAUUUAUUUAUUACGAGGAAACAAAAACUACAAACGAAAAAAGUGAGAAAAACAAAAUUGACAUUUCUAUCGAUCAGUUGCGACUGUCCAAGAGAAAAUUAUUAUUAUUGGCAUCAGUUAUUGAAAAGGUUUGUCGUUCAUCAAGAUUUUACGUGAAUAGAUAAAUAUCUAUACGGGAAAAACAAAAUGAAGAAGAAACAACAACGGAAAAGCCAUUAUUGUAUAUGAAUAUUUUGACGAAUGAUCGAUGCCUUCUCAAUAUCGUUACCCGCGAAUUAACAGAAGAUAAUAUGCAUAAACGUUAAUUGUCUGUGAUAGAAAGUGUUUUGAAAUUGUCUAGAUGAUGAUGAUGAUGAAUUAUAUUGAACGAUUGUAAUAAAAUUCUACUAUUAUAUAAGUUUAAUAUAUAAUGUAAAAAAAAAAGAAAAAAAAACAGCAAAUACUCGUAUAACGUAGCACGUAUAACACGCCAUUAACCCUACUGAACGAAGAUUCAUACAGAAUUUCGAAUUCCUUAGUGGGCCUGUGUAAAGAAAAAAAGAAAAAAAAAACAAACGAGUGAAGGAAAUUUUACGUCAAGUGAACGAUGGUAUUCAAAUUUGCAUCUCCGAAAAGCACCAAAAGUCGAUUAAUUUCGUUUUUUUUUUUAUUGUUUUAUUUUUUGAGCUCACGGUCAUUGAGAUUGAUUCAAAUUUUUUUCAUGCAGGGCUCACAAUGAGGAGUGGGAAACGAAAAAUGCUUUUUGUAGUUCGAUUUCCAAUUCCUUCGCCCUCUUCGUCAUUUUUGGCUUGGAAUUUCGUGGCUUUUGAGUGCGGAGGGCGCGAAGAAAAAUAUUGAAUAUUUCGAAAAACUCGGAAAAUUGUAGAAAAUUUUUUUCUAUUGGGUACAGAAACUAUGGAAAUUUGAAUACCACGAAGACGAGCAGUGUUUCUCUGAUGAGAGGGCUCCGAAGCAAAAAAAUGAUUUUGCACAACUUCCAUUCGGAGUUAUGAAUUACAACCUCUCGAAUACCUGUGUGCAGUAUUAACAAAUGAGAAAUAGUUGAAAAAAAGUGAUUGACACAUGAUCGAUCGAGUGCUCGCAGUAUUACGUUGAAUUUUCACGAAAUGUAUCCACGAAGAAUCUCAGACGUAGCAUUUGAUACCUUUAGUACACGCGUUCACCUGUUGAAUUGAAAUUCUAUGAUGACUUUAACGAAUUUACAAAAUUAGGAAUUAAACAAGAGAAACAAUACGAAAAAAAAAUUAAGUUAACGCGACGAAAAUAUAUAUAAACUCGUAAGAGAAUUAAAUCAAAUCGGCGAUUUAACAUUCCACUAACGCACGGAAAGAGGGCGUGGAUGAAUAAAUUGUUUUCUCACGUAUACGAUACCGCAAA
Molecule: messenger RNA, 7852 nt
Organism: Venturia canescens
Lineage: Eukaryota; Metazoa; Arthropoda; Insecta; Hymenoptera; Ichneumonidae
Gene: LIMK1
Product: LIM domain kinase 1
Exons: 7
Coding region: 505-4188 (1227 amino acids)
Biological process (GO): protein phosphorylation; actin cytoskeleton organization
Cellular component (GO): cytoplasm; nucleus
Molecular function (GO): protein binding; protein serine/threonine kinase activity; ATP binding
Source: RefSeq, a predicted model, not a curated record